AUGGUAUUUUAUGGUCAACCACCGAUACGACCUUCUUCGUUAAAAAUCAAAAAUAGAUCCACCGGUGAUAGUACUGAAAUCGAUGAUGACUUAGAUAUUCAAUCUUCAAGUAAAAUAUGGAAUGUUUCAGUACCAGAAGGCAUUUAUUAUUUGUCCAUAACUAGUGGUACAAAUGAAGGAAUUUCUGGUGAUUUUAUCGUUUCAAAAGACAAAAAUUCACAAGAAAUUAUACUUUUAAUUCUUCCCAUAAUUGCAGAAAAUUCUUCAAAAAUAAGUGUCUUAGUUCUUAUUGAAAUUAUUGCGGGCGGAUGUGCUGUAGUUUUGUUUCCAAUUUUUGUCGGAAUUUAUUUUCUUAGGGUGCGGUACAAAAAAGAACGCAAUGAAGGUAUCACCCAAAAAACAGACACUAUAAAUUCUAUGAAAGAAUUUGACGAAGAAUAUAUUUUAACAAAUGAAAAAAAACAUGGCUUUGUUUUCACAUAA
Molecule: messenger RNA, 483 nt
Organism: Racocetra persica
Lineage: Eukaryota; Fungi; Glomeromycota; Glomeromycetes; Diversisporales; Gigasporaceae
Source: the annotation of a GenBank genome assembly